AUGAAUGCUAUUUGUGGGGUGUACGGGAUUUGCUCUUCACCAGAUAAUGAGACAGUCAGCUGUGACUGCCUCCCGGGUUACCGCCCCUUAGAUCCCAAUAACAUUGCUAAUGGAUGCUACCCAAAGGUCAAGUCGGAUCGUUGUAUAGAGAAGCCAUCGUUGACGAAUUUCACGGUGGAAGUGAUUGAUGAUGCAGAUUUUCCUAAUGCCGGUUUUGCAGAUUUGGGAAGAGUAACACCAACAGACGAGGAGGGCUGCAAGAAGGCACUCAUGGAUGACUGUUAUUGCAUGGUUGCUUCAUUCGUCAAUUCAACUUGUUAUAAGAAGAGGAUGCCAGUUCUGAAUGCUAGAAUUAUCCGCAAUUCCACAAAUGGGUAUAAGGCGUUAAUCAAAGUGCCGAAAUAUAUUAGUGAUGGAGGAGGCAUUCUGGAUGGUGAUCAUGGCAGAAAGAAGUCUGUAAGUCGGGGUCUACUGAAAACUGGUCUUUUCACAAGUGCGGCGUUUGCUCUGUUGUUCGCAGCUCUUGCCGUCUACUAUCACCCUGUAGUUGGACGACUCAUCAGACGAUCCAGAAGGCUCUCUGCAGAUGUGGACGCUAUGUUGAUUAACCUGAGAGCUUUUACAUUUAAGGAGCUGCAUGAAGCAACAUGUGGGUUCACAACAAGACUAGGUCGAGGAUCAUUUGGGAUGGUUUACAGCGGGACCCUGAUCAUAGAGGAUAAACAGAUUGAGAUUGCUGUGAAGGCUCUGGAGAAGAUAGCUGCUGCUGAACAAGGCGAGAAGGAGUUUGAGGCGGAGCUGACGACUAUUGGUUGA
Nelumbo nucifera (sacred lotus) is the source of this 816-nucleotide messenger RNA. Its product is annotated as G-type lectin S-receptor-like serine/threonine-protein kinase LECRK3. The record is from RefSeq and is a predicted model, not a curated record. NCBI's taxonomy places the organism in Eukaryota, Viridiplantae, Streptophyta, Magnoliopsida, Proteales, Nelumbonaceae. Gene Ontology annotation, biological process: protein phosphorylation. Gene Ontology annotation, molecular function: protein kinase activity; ATP binding.